AUGGGCCGCGUCCUCCCCUCCGUCGUCGUCGAGCCGACGCUGCUGGCAUCGUCGCCGGAAGCGCCCGCCCGCGAUACGCUCGUGUUCCUGCACGGCUGGCCCGACUCCCCCGCGCUGUGGGACUCGCAGACAAACGCGCUCGCUCGCGAGGGCUACCGAUGCGUGUCGAUCCCGCUGCCGGGGUACCCCCCGGACGACGCGCGCGCGGGCGCGACCGCGGCGGGGAGGAUGAACUUGAACUUCGACGCCGCGGUGGAGGACGUCGCGUCGACGAUGCGCGCGACGACGACCCCGCCGGCGACCGUGAUCGCGCACGACUGGGGCUGCGUGGUGACGUACCGACUGCAGCGGAAACACCCGGAGCUCGUGCGGCGCGUCGCGGUGUUAGACGUCGGCAACGACGUGGACGGGCUCACGCGGAGAGAGAGGGCGUGGAUCGUCGCGUAUCAGGCGUGGCUGAUCGCCGCGCAUCAGGCGGGCGGCGCCGUCGGCGAUUGGAUGACGACGACGUUCGCGAGAGCGGCGGGCGCGCCGGGGGUCGGAGGGCGCGGCGAGGGCGGGAGGAGGACGGUGAGCGCGGCGUUGAACUGGCCGUACGCGGCGUUUUGGAGGGAGAGACUGCGCGGCGGCGGCGGCGGCGGCGAAGAUGAGGAAAAAACGUCGGCGGAUGAGCGUCGAAUAGGCGACGCCUCGUCGAGGCGCGUGCCGUCGUGCGCGACGCUGUACAUGUACGGGACGGACAAGCCCGCGCGGUUCCACGGGGAUCGGUGGCUGAAGGACGUCCGCGAGAACCCCGCGGGCGGGAAGGUCGUCGCCGUGGAAGGCGCCGGGCACUGGUUCCUCGUCACGCACGCGUCGGCGACUAACGAGGCGUUAUCGACCUGGUUGCGAGAGACCGAGGACGCGCCGCCGCCGCGGUCGAGAAGCGCGUUGUAG
Molecule: messenger RNA, 936 nt
Organism: Micromonas pusilla CCMP1545
Lineage: Eukaryota; Viridiplantae; Chlorophyta; Mamiellophyceae; Mamiellales; Mamiellaceae
Exons: 1
Coding region: 1-936 (311 amino acids)
Molecular function (GO): hydrolase activity
Source: RefSeq, a predicted model, not a curated record